AUGUUUGCCAUCGGCCUGCUCACCAUCGGAGCCAUCCCCACAACCAUUGGGGUCGCCGAGGCCAUCAGCGCCCAGAAGAAGCAGAAUGCAGCCCAAAAGGAGCAGGCCAAGUUCCAUCUGACAGCGAAGCUAGCGCUAGGUGGACGCCAGCCCAUGGAGGCAAUGGUGGUGCUCAGAGAUGGAAAACUCUGGAUUGACCACCAGGAAAGUCCCGUCGAAGGACACAAGUUCACCGGAUAUUACUUUACAUACCCAAGCGAGGAGCAGCACAAGGGGCUCGUGAGCACAAUAUCGAUUGAUCCGCCCAUGCUCAACUGGAUCUAUGCCGACAAGGACACGGGCAUCAUCAAGUACGGCGGCAGAAAAGAAACCAUUGGUCAUGUGAUUGGGCCCUGGUGGUGGACUGCAGACGAGACAUUCCUUACGCUGCAAGGAACGCCAGACUGCUUUGUGGCUGAAGAGGAUCCAGAGAGCAGCAGGUGGUUUGUGACUCUUGCGAGCCGUGGAGGCUCUGGUGGGGGUGCAGAUGACGGAGGUCGACCUCACCAUCGAGAUCGCCAAGACGAGGAUGAAGACGCAGAGGGAGACGAAGAGGACGAGCCUGAUUAUGACAGCGUGGGAGAGCCAGCAGAAGAAGACGAGGAUUUUGAUUGCGGGCCUCGGCGGGUCCCCAUCAGACUACGGCGUAGGAUGAUGUUAGGGAUGGAGAGCAAAUAUGUCAAGAACGAGGGCUGA
Pyricularia pennisetigena is the source of this 735-nucleotide messenger RNA. RefSeq lists its product as uncharacterized. The coding region runs from base 1 to 735 and encodes 244 amino acids. NCBI's taxonomy places the organism in Eukaryota, Fungi, Ascomycota, Sordariomycetes, Magnaporthales, Pyriculariaceae. The transcript has 2 exons. The record is from RefSeq and is a predicted model, not a curated record.